Molecule: messenger RNA, 2067 nt
Organism: Cladophialophora yegresii CBS 114405
Lineage: Eukaryota; Fungi; Ascomycota; Eurotiomycetes; Chaetothyriales; Herpotrichiellaceae
Exons: 2
Coding region: 1-2067 (688 amino acids)
Source: RefSeq, a predicted model, not a curated record
AUGCCGUCCACACCAGAAAUUGUCGCUGGGACGAGCUCGACAAUACUCAGGCUUGCUGCCUUCGUCUUUCUACGAUGGAUCCCCGGCUGGCCCUGGCCUCCGACCGUAUUGACGGCGCUGGCGAUAUAUUUGAGCACUGUCUUCGGUUGGUCCGAAGCAUUCGGCUCGAGCAAGCCGACGCUGCAUGAAGCAUUUCCCAAGCUGUUUCCGCAUCCCGACGAGGACGAGAACAAGGAACGUGAUGAGAAGGAGGCGCCGAUCAUACACGACCAUCACGAGCCUGCAUUGUAUGAGGACGAGAAGGCUCUAUUCAAGACGCUCCUGUUCGGGAUACCCAACUGGCGGGACCCGGGAAAGAGUUUCCUGACAAUUGCGGCCAAUGUCCUGCUUGCCUUAUUCACCUUGGAUCUAGUCUUCCGGGGCCCUCUCCUUCACGCGGAGAAGGACUUGAGCUUCGUGCGAGUCGGAUAUGUCGAUACAACGUCUGCAAAAGUGCUGAUCAGGGAGCCGGACCCAGCCCAAUUCCCUAUAUACGUCUACCUGUCCCCAGCCGACAGGACGCAAUGGAAGACCACCGACACGAUAUAUUGGAUGGGCUCGGACACGGAUUACACUUAUGCGCUUACCUUUGACGGUCUCCGGCCUGCAAGGAAGUAUAUCUAUUCGCUUUCCAAUGACAAGUCCGGGACGUUUACCACCGCGCCAGCACCGUACUCGGACGCAGCGAACAGCUUGACCUUCCUCACCUCGUCGUGCAUCAAGGCCAAUUUCCCGUACCGUGCCAACGCGCACUCGCUGGCAAUCCACGGCUUCAGCUAUCUGUCGAGGGUCGCCAGGUCCUUACCGUCUCCGGCCUCGUUCAUGCUCUUCCUGGGCGACUUUAUCUACGUGGACGUGCCGAUCCGGCUGUCCUACUCGGUGGCACAUUAUCGGGCAGAAUACCGCCGCGUGUAUGCUUCCCCCUCGUGGUCCCUGCCAGGGCUCGACAAUUUGCCCUGGAUCCACACUCUCGACGACCAUGAGAUCGCAAACGACUGGUCCGCCGGGAACGAGACCGAACCCUUCCCUGCCGCCUCAGACCCCUUCAUCCACUACCAUGUCUCUGUCAAUCCACCCGUCCCGCCCGGAGCGCCCGUCGGCCCCGACAGCAACACGACGUACUUUCAAUUCUCGCACGGCCCGGCCUCGUUCUUCAUGCUCGACACCCGCCGGUACCGUACCGAGCCCGAACCAAAAACGACCCAUUUCCCGCCCGAAAUUGCAAUCCCUGGUUCACCUUCGGAUUCAUUCAACUCCAACGCUCACAGCAUGCUCGGCGCUCAACAGCUCUCCGCUUUACUGUCUUACCUCGCCACCCCCGAGCCAGCGCACAUACACUGGAAAAUCAUCGCCAGCUCCGUCCCCUUCACCAAGAACUGGCGCUUCGGCACCUCCGACACAUGGGGCGGCUUCCUCGCCGAACGCGCACGCAUCCUCCAAGCCAUGCACGACGCCGAGCGCGAACUCGGCAUCCGCGUGAUCAUCCUUUCUGGGGACAGACACGAAUUCGCAGCGAUAAGGUACCCCCCGCCGGUGAUUGCGGCUGCGCCAAUCUCUGCUGCCACAACCGAAGCCACGGAAGCCAGCGAUACAUCUGUCCCCAUCCAGCGCGACCAGACCGCCAGUGCAGGACCGCACGAAUUCUCAUGCGGCCCGCUUUCGAUGUUCUACCUCCCCUUCCGCACGUUCCGGCAGGUCGACGACGAGGACGUGCCCAUCACGUACAUCCCCGACGGGAACAGUAAAGUCGGGGUGGUCGAGAUCCGGAACCUCAGGCGCGAGGCGCAAGGCGCGGGACCGCAAAGUCUCUUGAAGUAUAGUCUCUAUGUCGAUGGCCGGCUCACGUGGGAGUAUGCGCUUAGUAGUCCAAGUCCGAGCGCGGGUGUGGGUGCGGCGGGAUCGAACAAUAAUCGCAAUCGUCGCUCCCAGGCGCAGGCACAAGCACAGGGGUGGAGAGGGUGGGCUCAGGGGAUCGCAACUGGCUUACCGCUGCGCGGCUCCGGAUCGUCGCGGUCGUUGUGGGAAUAG